Messenger RNA from Fusarium pseudograminearum CS3096, 1260 nucleotides. RefSeq lists its product as uncharacterized. The transcript has a single exon. The coding region runs from base 1 to 1260 and encodes 419 amino acids. NCBI's taxonomy places the organism in Eukaryota, Fungi, Ascomycota, Sordariomycetes, Hypocreales, Nectriaceae. The record is from RefSeq and is a predicted model, not a curated record.
AUGCACAAAGUCUUUCCCUCAGACUUUUUCAAUUUCGAAUUUCUGCGACUACUUGGCACUGUUCCAUUCCAGGGUGCCGAAGUCGGGGAAUGUCUCGCAACUGCCAGUCGUAUCACAGAUGGCGACCCAGAGAGCUGGUAUAAGGCCUGGAGAGAACAAGCCGAAAAGGCACAGGCUUUGGCUGAGGAAGCUGCUGCUGUCGACGACAGAACAGGAGCAUGUUGGGGUUACAUUCGCUCAGCCAAUUACUGGCGUGCUAGCGAGUUUCUUCUGCAUUGUACUCCCGAUGAUCCACGAAUUAUAUCUUCGUCAAAGGCCAGUGUUGCGGCAUUUGAUAAAGGAUGGGUGUUACUAGAUGCCACUGUCAAGAACUUUGAGAUUCCGUACGACAAAGACAUCAAACUACCAGGAAGACUUUAUGUUCCUGCCCCUCACCACAGACUACCUGGCAAGAUCCCACUUGUUCUUCAGACUGGUGGUUUUGACUCUACCCAAGAAGAACUGUACUUUUACGGUGCUGCUGGUGCUCUUCCCCGAGGCUAUGCUGUCUUUAGCUUUGAUGGCCCCGGUCAGGGUCUUCCUCUACGACUGGGAAAGCUGAGCCUUCGACCAGACUGGGAACAUGUCGUCAACCAGGUCUUGGAUUUCGUCACGGAUGAAGUCGCUGCUGACUACGAUCUGGAUCUUGAUCGUCUCGCCAUUUUCGGAGCCUCGUUGGGUGGGUAUCUAUCACUGCGCGCUGCUGUUGAUCCUCGAAUCAAGGCAUGCGUCUCUUGCGAUGGACCCUACGAUCUGUUUGAGAUUACUCGCAGCCGCAUGCCGCCCUGGUUUAUCAAUGGCUGGGUAUCUGGUUGGUUAAGCGACGGUAUCUUCAACUGGGUCGUCGACCGUCUCACAGCCAUCAACUUCCAGAUCGCAUGGGAGUUUGGUCACGGAAAAUGGGUCUUUGGGGUAGAUACCCCCGCAGAUGUCCUUCGUGUAAUGCAACAGAUAUCACUCAAGGGCGGUUACCUCUCCAAGAUCAAGUGUCCCACUCUGAUCACCGGCGCAGCAGAUUCUUUCUACUUCACGCCCGACCUGAACUCGGAACCCAUUUUUGAGGAGCUUACAUCGCUGGGGCCCAACGAUAAGCACUUGUGGGUUGGUAAGGGAGUGGAGGGUGGUGGUUUGCAGGCUAAGAUUGGGGCUUUGGCUGUGGUUCACCAGAAAAUGUUCUCGUGGCUGGACGGCACUUUUGGAAUCAAGCGGGACGCGCUAUGA